UAAAAAAUAUUUUCAUCUAAAAUGGGUAACAUGAAUCUGCAGUAUGGCAGCACCGUACGCUAAAAUAUUUCAAUUUUAUUCGGUCGGCGGCAGCUGGUGAUGGUUGUCGCGUGUCGCGUCGCUGCUGUUAUGGCGGGAUUUCGUCGAUAUGAAGUUUUGUCAAACUUUUUAAAGUCGAUUUCAUGAACUAAAACUUAUUUAGAAUAACUAGAGCAUAACAAAAACUGUAAGAUACUGAUGAAAACCGCUAAUAAGUGAGAGUUCACUGGUCAGGAUGUCGGUUAAUUCAAAGUGGCGGUUACCUGACGUUUUUUGUGUUGGUGUGUUGAAUGGAUGUCGGAAUUACGUUUAAUUCGUGGCGCGGGCAUGGGUGAGUAAGUGAUUCAAGGUGUUUUGAGACUACAAUCGAGAUGCCUUUCGUGCAGCGAGUUGUGGAACCGAAGUGUUUAUCGCGUACGAGCUUGCGAGACAGCGACGGAAAGCCGAAGGUUUCGGAUGACGAGCUGCAGGCGGUCACCAACUGCACCCUGAGCAAUGCCCUGCGGCAGCUCGCGUCGUUGGUGCUGCUGGCUGAGGAUAUCUUCAGCGAGCUGACCGCGCAGUUACAAGACAUUACCGAGCGAUCGAAAGUAGCGCAGACGAAGAUCAACAAAAUAAACGAACUUGUUGAACAAUAUGACCCGAAGAAAGUACCAGUCCCGGAGGGUAGCCUGUCAGACUUUGCAGCCCGCAAAGUCCACUUCACGGCUAGUCAACCCGUCAAAAAGGGACUCUUCACACCAGACACAAGACCGGCAAAUCUGCGCAAGCUGUACGAGAAAGCGACGACAGACCGUCUGUCGGCUUCGAUCCUCGACCAGCUCCGCAAGGACUCGCAACACUCGCCCUACUUACUGUGCACCCCGGUCCUCAGCACCAAACGAAGAAGGAUCUACCAGAAAGUCGACGUCGAGAUCGAAACCCGCAUUCCUUCAGUCGUCGAGCAGCUCAGAAAAUGGACGUCGCGGGAAGCAGUUGGCGACGUGACGGUACUCCCGGACGCAUCCCUGAGGAUCGCCAGCAGCGUGACGCUCACGCCGGACGAGCUGUCGGAGUGUGGGUCCGGAGACGACGAGCCCAUCGACCACAGGCUGCCGAGCCCCGACGAACAACUCAGAAUCAUUGCUUCCAAAUUUCCCCCGGAGGUGGUGGCCAUCGACACGUCAGGCAAGUUCUUCGACAGAAUGUGCAGCUCCCGGAAAUCUCUCCACAUAGAGAGUACGGCCGGUGAGACGGACACGGUGAAACGAAGGACCCGCACUAGAAAACCACGGGGUAAAAGACGAAACACCAUUUCGGGCACUGACCAAAAAGAGCUUAGAGAGGCUAUAGCUGGCGAUACAUCAAACGCUGUGGCUUCUGAAGAAAUCGAAGAUAGCAAUAUUGUCAUCAGAUCGAAGUCUAGCGAUAUUCUUAAGAAAAGUCCUAUCGAUCCGGUGACCAAGAAGGGGCACUUCAACUCACUCAAACAAUGGGGCAAAAAUAGACUGAGAUUGAUCGGCAGAUCUCCUAGCGCCAGUAGAGAUAGCUUUAAGGAUACUUCCAAGUCCGAGAAAAAUCAGGUUUCGAAAUCACCCACCAGGCAAACAGACCUGGUCCAAGAGACGGUGACGAUGCGCAAGAAGCGCUCAGGAGAGGAGGAUAGGAGGACGCACCAGAGAUGUGCGUCAUAUUCCUCCUCUGAAAAGAGUAUCGGAGUGCCGACCAGUGUGCCACCAAACACCGCUACAAUAAACACGGGCGUCAAACUAAGAGGAACAGCCAUUCAGAGAAGAAUACGACGCUCUGGAACUGGAAAAGACGAACCUCAUUCCUCUAGUGGUAACUGGUCGGCUAGUUCAGAGUCUGGUCGUACGAGCAUAGGCUCUGAAAUAACCACAACUACUGUACCUCCGAAAAGUACAACUUCAGCCGCUACCUCCAACAACUCUCUGAAUGGCCACCACGGACCACCAAGUUCUAUAAUUAGUCGUCGAAGGUUCCUUAAUACAUCUGGGUCAGGUAGCGUCACGAGUGAAGGCACUCUGACGCCAGACAUUAUACACGACCUUCAUGAAGACUUGGAAACAAGCUCAGAGUUCUCGUGUGACACAGAAGGGUACUACACGUCAUUCCAUAUGGACUCUGGCUUGAAGACGUUAAAAGAAGAAGAAGUGACUCCUAGCACCCCGAUGCACACAAGCAAUGCUCUCUCCAACUCUUCUAACAGUCAGAACAUGACCGCGGAGAAUGAAUAUGAAUUAUUCGGCAAAGGUUCCACUAGCACUACAACUAGUUCUGCUGGAACUGUAUGCACCACGUUAAUGGCAGCGGGUAGUGACAGGUCUCUAGUAAUUGGACCCACCGUCCCAGAACGGAAGAGCUCUCUUGCCAAAAUAGGUCGAAACAGAAGCGCUAAUGCUAGUUUAGACAGAAGUCUAAGUUCUACCUUCUCAAAGCCACCAUUUAGCAGCCUAAGAUAUAAUCCGGUGAGAUCUUAUACAGAGAAACAAGCCUACAAUCAUUCUUCGCCAGAAAUAAGGGAGGCUACAGCUCCAACCAUUACUAUUACCAGAAAUGUAGGUAACCACCAAGAGAUCACAGCUGUGGCUGAGGUCCACACAGAAACUGAACUUGAAAGUGUAAAGAAAAGUACUGGCACAAGUUCGCCGGACUCGGGUCACAACACAUCUAGCUCACCUAUCGAAGACUCUGUGUCUAGUGCACAUGGAAAGAACAGUCUAUCAGAGCAAGACUACUCCGAGUCUUCAGAUCUCGAAGGCACUGAGAGAAUAGAAAGGAUAAGAUACAAAACUACUAUAAACAGCUCUAGAAUCCCUUCGAUGUGUGUGAUUACACCUUCAAAUUCAGAUGACGAGAGCGAAACAAGUAAUAGAGACUCCGAAAAUAUAAAAUCUGAUUACGGGCUGAAGAAGGUAGCCAGCAGGCCUAAACUAGACCUGCCUGUAGAGGAAAAGCCUAAAGAAACAAAAACUUCCGUUGAGCAAUCAAAACCUAACCAUAAGUCUCAUACAAAAUCUUCAUUACAGCCAUUCAAUAGUUUAAUGUGUAAACUGAAAGGUGUGUUGCCUAAUAAACUGUCUAGUAAAAAAUCACCAACAACAAAAGAACCUGAGUUAUCUGAGAGCUUCUACGACACCGGUGACUACGUCACUAUUGCUGAUGUAAAGAAUAACAAUCAGAAGGUUAGCCUCAAUAGAGGCAUUUACGGGAACAGUGACGUAGUUAAAAAGAACUUGCAAACUGUCCUAUCAGGAAAACUGCCAGAAACCGAGUACGUGUCACUCAACGAAUUGCCAAACUGCCUCAGUGGGAGUAAAGACUAUUUAGAACAUAGCUUAGCAGAUAAGCCAUCACCGGCCUUAGAUGAAAUUCACAGGAGAGGUGCCAAAGUUACACUGGACUCUCAGGGACAAGUUAUUUACUCCUCAGACACUCUGAAACGGAGAAAAGGAGCGCACACCACCUUCGAACCUGGACCAUUUGUUCAAGAAAUCAAACCAACCACUAUGGUCAUCGAACGUGAAACUGCCGAUGUUGUCAAAGUCAUCGACGAAACUGACUUCCCUUACGAACCGCCGCCGCCAUUAAGUAAGCCGACCUCACCGCAACUAGGGAAAAUGAUUAUAAAGGCGCCGACCGAACGCGACGGACCUAUGACUACGGAAUUCGUAACAUUACCGCCACCCAAACCUAAUACUAUAAUUAAUGCUACACCUAUCACCGAGACACCUGUACUUAACAAUCAGCAACACUCGAAAACAGCUAAAAACCCACAAGACUUACCGCGGGUAGUAGAAGCCAUCACUAGGACCGGGGCUUAUGUAAAUAUACACGAUGCAGAGGGCGUCAGCUUAUCUCCGACGAAAGAUUCAGCAGACUAUCGACAUUCCAGUGCUGACAAACCCUACUUGAACAUACCGCCAAGUCUAGUCCAAGACAAGGGACCAACUGUAGAUCUUAAUGCUUUAAAUCCCACCUUACAUCGACAUCACACCGCACACCUGCGAGGUAAACACGGCAUCGUUAACUAUGACAACACAGUGAAUGCACCACAAAGAGAGCAACCCAAAUUCUGGACGCUACCUAAGAGGAACAACUUAGAUUACAACGCGCCUCCGAGACCACCGUAUGGCAGAAAAAUUUCAAGCGGCGAUCUACCUACUUAUGACCAAAGGCCACGGGGCAAUGUAACCAAUGUAAACGAAGAAUCUAUCAGAAUUUCUCCAAUAGAUCCUAGAACAUCUGGACCGUUCAAAUCUUCAACUCCAUCUAACAAAGACAAUGUGGUUGAUCUCAGUACUAAACUGUUAUCUCCCGUCAAAUCCACCAUGACCAAUGAAGAGCUCUAUGCUGUUAUACACAAGAGUAAAAAGAAACUCAAUAUUAAAGACACUCCUGAUCGAUCGGAAUCACCUGCUUUGUCCACCAUCAGUUUAUCUCCAGUCAGUUCAGAAACAUCUUUAUAUAGUAAAGGUACACAACGUUAUCCUGAAACUGGCUAUUUAGGAGACCCAAGAAAUAGAAUGAGCUGGUCUCCUUCCGAAAAGCAGAAUAUACUGCCUUCUCCCAACCACAUGUAUGGAGCUCAAAAGCAAGAGACCACUUGCGCCGAUAGACACGGGCCGAUGUCUCAAACAUCGCGACUGGAUUUCAAAAAGCUCUUGUUGCAACAUAGCGUCAAGCUAAACACAUUAAAUCCUCAAACCAAAACAAAUAAACUAUCAGCAGUUGAACAAUUAAAACUGUCUAAAGAAAAACCCCAAACUCUGCCUGCACAAGUUGCUAACAGAUCACAAAUAAACAUUCUCGAUUUAAGUGGCUCUCCGAAAACAUAUUCAAACAGGAAAGUUAUCAAACUAAACAAUCAGCCUUCCUCGCCGGGAAGAACAGGAGCUCUCAUCAAGGAGCACAAAAACACUCCUAAGAUUUUAUUGUCACCUAAGUCACAGUGGCGCUUCGCUAGUCCGAGAUCAGAUGUUUUGUCUACACCUAUACCUGAAGCAUACAAUGAAGAUGAAAACUCCAACAGUUCUGGUGAGAAACAUGAAAACUCACUUGAAAAUCUAUCUCCUAAGACGGUUCCGAUUGUCACAAAUCAGCAUUUUGGAGCCCGCCGAAAUUUAAUACCUGUUAAUGAAAAUACGAUAAAAAUAGAAAGGAAUUUCCCCCAGUCGUCCGAUCAAGGUGUGUUCCCUCUUAAUGCGGACCUGACAAAGUCACAAGGCCCGUCAAGAACAGAAAUCAUGCAAGCAAAGAGAGCAGAGUUUUUCAAUACAUGUCCCGAAUCGUCUCCUCCUAAAUUAUCGUCGUUUAAGAGUCCAACGAUGGCUGGCCCAUCAGUUCACACUCGAACCAAAACUUCUCCAGAGCGGGGCAAGAUUUCGCCUUCUACAUUGGAGACUGCAUUAUGAUAAAGCUGAUAUUGAAAUGUUGACGCGGUGCUUAUGAAAUUCCCAUCUCAAAGUUUGUAAAUAAGGCAAUGAAAUUCAUAGAAGCUUUAAUCUAGUCUUUUCUCGCUUACGGUGCCAUUUUUGCAGGCAGCCAUUUCCAAAACCAGUGUUUGACAACGUAAAUCGAGCUCAAAUUAUUUUUAUUUUAUUUCAAUGCUCUAAGGGGCCAAUUUUGUUUUGUGUAACUGGUAAUUUCUACUCUACAAUAGCUGGUUAUAAAACUUAGUAUGUAAGUAUUUAUUGAGUACAUAUUAAUAGGUACUAUGUUAGUAGUGUUUUGAACUUUUUCAAAGUUUUUAAGUUAUUCGGAAUACAAAUUUAAAUAAAAUGUGUUGAAUUAU
Molecule: messenger RNA, 5833 nt
Organism: Trichoplusia ni (cabbage looper)
Lineage: Eukaryota; Metazoa; Arthropoda; Insecta; Lepidoptera; Noctuidae
Gene: gukh
Exons: 7
Coding region: 411-5453 (1680 amino acids)
Biological process (GO): cell differentiation
Source: RefSeq, a predicted model, not a curated record